Messenger RNA from Lampris incognitus (smalleye Pacific opah), 2390 nucleotides. RefSeq names its product tubulin, beta 1 class VI (gene tubb1). The transcript is spliced from 4 exons. Lineage: Eukaryota; Metazoa; Chordata; Actinopteri; Lampriformes; Lampridae. Gene Ontology annotation, cellular component: microtubule; cytoplasm. Gene Ontology annotation, molecular function: GTP binding; GTPase activity; structural constituent of cytoskeleton. Gene Ontology annotation, biological process: mitotic cell cycle; microtubule cytoskeleton organization. The record is from RefSeq and is a predicted model, not a curated record. The coding region runs from base 35 to 1459 and encodes 474 amino acids.
ACCACAGCAAGUACUGUACUUUAGUGUUGUCAUCAUGCGUGAAAUUGUACAUCUGCAGAUCGGACAGUGUGGCAAUCAGAUCGGCUCAAAGUUUUGGGAGGUGAUCAGUGAUGAACAUGGGCUCAACUCCAAUGGCAUCUAUGAGGGGGAUUGCAACCUCCAACUGGAGAGGCUCAAUGUUUACUUCAACGAGGCACAUGGGGGUAAAUAUGUGCCACGGGCCCUUCUUGUUGACCUGGAACCUGGGACCAUGGACAGUGUGAGGGGAAGCCGCAUUGGGGCACUUUUCAGGCCAGACAACUUCAUUCACGGAAACUCAGGAGCUGGGAACAACUGGGCUAAGGGCCACUACACAGAGGGAGCGGAGCUGGUGGAGCAGGUGAUAGACCGGGUGAGGAAUGAGAGCGAGAGCUGUGAUUGCCUCCAAGGUUUCCAGCUCGUCCACUCCCUUGGCGGUGGAACUGGCUCCGGCAUGGGUACCCUGAUCAUCAACAAGAUCAGAGAGGAGUACCCUGACCGCAUCAUGAACACCUUCAGCAUCAUGCCCUCCCCUAAGGUCUCCGACACAGUGGUGGAGCCCUAUAAUGCCACAUUGUCAGUCCACCAGCUCCUGGAGAACACGGAUGAGACCUACUGUAUCGACAAUGAAGCCCUCUAUGACAUCUGUUUCCGCACACUGAAACUGACCACGCCCACCUACGGCGACCUCAACCACUUGGUCUCUCUGACGAUGAGCGGGGUGACGACAUCCCUGAGGUUUCCCGGGCAGCUCAACGCCGACCUGAGGAAGCUUGCUGUCAACAUGGUGCCUUUCCCACGUCUCCACUUCUUCAUGCCGGGCUUCGCUCCUCUGAUGGCUCGAGGCAGCCAGCAGUACAGCGCGCUCACCGUGCCAGAGCUCACCCAGCAGAUGUUUGACGCCCGCAACAUGAUGACGGCCUGCGACCCCAGGAGGGGGCGCUACCUCACGGUUGCCGGUGUGUUCCGUGGCAAGAUGUCCACCAAAGAGGUAGACGAGCAGAUGCUGGCGAUCCAGCAGAAAAACAGCAGCUACUUCGUGGACUGGAUUCCCCACAACGUCAAGGUUGCCGUAUGUGACAUCCCGCCCAGGGGCCUCAAAAUGUCCUCCACCUUUAUCGGCAACAACACAGCCAUUCAGGAGAUAUUCCGCCGCGUGGGUGAGCAGUUCUCCCUGAUGUUCAGGCGGAAGGCCUUCCUCCACUGGUACACAGGGGAGGGUAUGGAUGAGAUGGAGUUCACUGAGGCAGAAAACAACCUCAACGACCUGGUGUCGGAGUACCAGCAGUACCAAGAUGCCACUGCAGAUUUGGAGUUGGAGGCCGACGAUGACGAAGAAGAGGAAGGCCCUUCAUCAGCGAUGACAUCCCAAGUUCAAUCUCGGACAGAACUUAAGAUGGAAAAUGUGACUGAAAUCACCACAGAAUCUAUGGCCGAUUAGAGAGUGUGGCACAAUUAAUGAGUUGUGAGUGGUUAAUGCCCAUGCAUGUUGAGUUGCAAAGAUGUGGAAGAGUGACGUGUGACUGUGGGUCUCAACAAGACCAAUGGUCCCAAAUCAUGUGCCAAGGAGGACCAUUUGUGAGGGGGUUUAAUGUCUAACUCCAUCUGAUUCCGGUCCUCCUCUGUCUGGGCGAAGUUGUGGUAGUCAGUAAAAUCUGUGUAUUAUUGAGAAAUAAAACCGGCAUGCACAUGGUUUUCCAUGGCACAGGAUUGGGGACUUCUGUCUUGGACCCUAGUUUUAAAGUCCAGGGAAUGAUCUGGAGAGCUUUUACUUGAUAGGAGUUUCUUUGUCUUAUGAGAUAGUACUUCUUUUCUUUCAUGUAUUCAACAAAUGACUAGUGUGCCUGUGUUUUUAAAGCUUUUGAGUUAAGGUGUGAGAGUUAAAGUAUCUUUUUUCAUAUUUAACAUUUUUGCAAAUCAUUUCUACUAUUUGUACAUUGGCUGGUCUGAAAACGCCAUGUUCUCUGUCUACAUCACUGUUUCUUUUAUGCCCCUAUAUGUGUAUAGUUAAACAUGAAUGAAAUAUGAGGAAGUUAUUGCAUUAUUUAUGAGAAAAAAUUACCUCAUCAGUAUAGAAAUUUCAAGUGUUUUAUUUCUCUAUCUAGUAAAAAUCUAUUUAUAUGAUGGACUAGUGGCCUGUCCAGGGUGUCUCCCCGCCUGCCGCCCAAUGACUGCUAUGAUAGGCUCCAACAUCCCGCGACCCCAAUUGGGAUAAGCAGCUUUGAUAAUGGAUGGAUGGAUGGAUAUUUCUCUAUCACUAAAGUUGUGUUUCUGUUAUUUGUUGAAUAUUGUUAUUCUCUCUCUUAUGUUUCAGAUGACAUUUAAGUUUUGUAUUGAUGUUAUGACGGUGAUUAAAAAAAUAAAAUCUCUAU